Molecule: messenger RNA, 903 nt
Organism: Gilbertella persicaria
Lineage: Eukaryota; Fungi; Mucoromycota; Mucoromycetes; Mucorales; Choanephoraceae
Exons: 1
Biological process (GO): ubiquitin-dependent endocytosis
Cellular component (GO): plasma membrane; cytoplasm; cytosol
Molecular function (GO): ubiquitin protein ligase binding; protein-macromolecule adaptor activity
Source: RefSeq, a predicted model, not a curated record
AUGAAGACUUUCCACAAAGGUGAAGACAUUACCUUAAACCUCAACGUCUCCCCUUAUUUUCGCGGAAUUCUUCGAGGAUUUGCUCACGAUAUAUCAGAAGGAUGUACACUUGAUGGCACACUUAUUAUGAACGUUCAUCAUCCAACAAAAAUUAAACGACUAGAAACGAAAUUAUCAGGUCAAGCUCGAGUCAACUUUCGAACAUAUAACUCAAUGGGUGUUCCAACAACAGACGGUCAAGAAGAAAGAAUGAUUUAUCUCAAGAUAAAUACUUACGUUGAUCAAACAAAGGCUUAUGAACCAGGCACAUAUUGUUUCCCAUUUACAUUUCAUAUUCCACCGACUGUUCCUCAUACAUUAAAUUCCAAAUAUGGACAAAUCUAUUACACUUUAAAUGCAACAGCUUCUCGAACGGUGCUCAAGUCAGACGUUCAUGUCGAACAACCUAUUUUCCUACGCCGCUGCUUAAUGGACGAUCUUAAUCCCGUAGCACCAGCAACACAAACAAUAGUUGGAAAAAUGCACCCUGAAAUUGUUUCGUAUUCAGCAACAGCACCAUCUAUGGUUUAUGCAGAAGGUGGGCUCCUGACACUUAAUUUUCAAGUACAUCUAAAAGAUUUCAAUAAAUACUCUGUACGGACAGUGACUUGUGGUCUUCAAGAGAAUCAGUAUUUUAGAACAACAGGCCGAUAUUCAUUAACAAAUCAAGCGGCGCACUACAACAAGAGUUUUUUCCCUCUUGGAUGCAGUACCUUUUUCCCUUCCAAGCAUCCAGAGUAUAAUCCUGCUGAAUUACAUCACUACAAUGCUUUAUUUCGAUUAUAUCCUCGCGUACAAACAGACAACAAAUCAAAACUGAUAGCAGUUCAACACCAACUCGUAAUUUGUAUGAUUAUUGACGAU